AUGCAACUGACCAUGGAGUUAAUCAUUCUUCCAGCAGUUUGUGGAUCUUCGAGGACCCAGCUGAUCGGUGGACAGUUACUGGUUGACGGGUUGGAGAUGAUCGGCAAGGGAACAUUUCGGCUUCUUCUUGGACUCGCAGUAUUAGGGACUUGUUUUGUUACUGUCAAGGGAGAUGAUGAAGUGGACGGUGAAGUUGAAGAGGAAGUCCCUGUAAUCGAAGAGGAUAUCAUUUCAGUUCCCGAUGAUAAGAUUUCCAAUGCACUGAAAAUUGACAACAUAAUGGGACCUUCUCCUGACAUUCAUGUAGCUUUUAUUUUUAUUCGACCUGAGAAUUCAGAAGACCUUCCUGGCGGCAAGCUUGUUCAGUUCUUGAUAGGAUUUCAGAAUCGUGGCGAAAAAGAUUUUACCGUACAUUAUUGCGAGACUUCUUUCCGCUACCCACAGGAUUUCAGCUAUCACAUACAAAAUUUCUCGAGAGUACAAUAUAAUCGUGUUGUGGCAGCUAAACAGGAGACUUCCUUCAACUAUGCCUUUUAUCCAUCUGACCAGUUCGCUGGGCGACCAUUGGGGCUUGUCGUAGAACUACAGUAUGAGGACAGUGAUGGAAAAGCAUACAAAAACACGGUUUUCAACGAAACUGUAACAAUUGUUGAGGAUGAGUCAAAUUUCAACACGGAAACUGGAUUCCUAUACGUCAUUUUUGCGGCCGGUGUUCUGUUAAUAUUGUUGGCUGGACAGCAUUUCCUUUCCAAGUUAACAAGGAAACAUGGGAUGGCCAAAAGUCGGCAGAUACAAUCAAUUGAAAUAGGGACCAGCAGUAAGAACGAAGUUGAUUUCGAAUGGAUCCCGCGUGAAGUACUUAAUCACAAGAAGUCGCCAAAACCAGGAUCUCCCAGGCAACGGAAGCAGGUACAGCGGUUGGACUAAAAUAAUAUUGUUUUUUUUUUCUUCGCCCUUUUCGGAAUUACAAUUAAUAACUUAGAACUUACAUCCAAUGAAUACAAAGCAGGAAUUUUUGUUCAAGGAAUUCAAAUAUUAUUGUUUUGUAUAUUCAAGAGGUUCCACUUUAUUGUUCUAGAUUAUUUGAACUUGAAACAUCCUGCAGUUUAUGCACAAAGAAACUGGUUUUGCGAAAAAUUUCCGUUAAUUCGUUUUAGAGUUUUAGGCAGUAGGAAGUAUUUAUGCAGUCAUUUCUAUAUUGUUACUGCGUUUUCUGGUUGUAUGGUCAUCUUAUUCGAACAAUUUAUAUUUUUCGGUCCUUUUAAGUGCUUUCCAUUUCGUUUUAUAAAACAGGAGGAAUGUUUUUUGUCUUUUAAAUGAUUUGAGAAAGUCACUGAAGAAUUCAUACUUAAAAUAUCAGCAUGUUUUCCUCCUCAUUUUGUUCAUUUUUUUAGCUUAUGAUUUUGUCUGUUUACUCGUGGUAUAAGAAUGUUUCUGAUAAUAAAAU
Messenger RNA from Loa loa (African eye worm), 1447 nucleotides. RefSeq lists its product as hypothetical. The transcript has 8 exons. Lineage: Eukaryota; Metazoa; Nematoda; Chromadorea; Rhabditida; Onchocercidae. Gene Ontology annotation, cellular component: endoplasmic reticulum; endoplasmic reticulum membrane. The record is from RefSeq and is a predicted model, not a curated record. The coding region runs from base 1 to 927 and encodes 308 amino acids.